UCAGUAGGCGGGCCAUUUGCUCUCUGCAUUAGUUGCUGAGAAAAUGGAGAAGGAAAGAACAAAAUUUUGAAUCUGUUGCUUCUUGUUUUUUGUCUCCAGAAGAUGAACCACUCAAUUGAAUAAGCCAUAUAGUACUUCCAUUAGAGUCAGUCCUCUGAAGGUCACGUUUUCAAGUCCUAAAAUAUUAGAACUAUGAUUCAAAAAAGAAAUAAUUUCCUUUUUUUCUACCUGUUAUUUUCAUCAAUCAGCAGAGCACUUUUUUUUUAUUUUUGUCUUGUUCCUUUGAUUUUUCACGCAUGAAUGAUUUAUGUCAUGAAACAGGAAAUGCAUUUUGUUGGUUGUGAUGGUAUGCAGAAAGUGAUGGGAGAUAUGUUCCUUUUGAGUGUGUUUCUUAUUAUUUAUUGGAUAUAUUCUGCAUCUUCUCUGGUUCUCUUUGUUAUUUUUGUAUUGGCUUGAAACAAGAAUGUGUAUAGGCAGUUGUAUUUUACUUGGAAGAUUUUGUAUCCUUUUUCUCUUGCCUCUAUGGGUUCAUAUGUGCCCUCCCUUUCAUCUUAUGGAAACUUGAAAUGGGUCUGAGGUCUGUUCUUCCGAUACCUUUGGUGUUAAUCUCUCUUUCCAUCUCCCAGUAUUUGUUUGUUUGUUGUCUUGGUUCCAUCCUUCUUUCACUUUCUCAAAUUUUGCUGAUUUUUGUGGUAUUGAAGGAAAUGGUGGAUCAUUUUGUUAUGUUACCAGUGAUAGAUGUGGAUUUUAUUUAAAACUUGGUUGAAAUUCUUGCAAUAUGGAAAAGACAGGUGUCAUAGUGACAGCAGAAAUGGCGUCUGGUCUUCAGGCUGAACUAUCCAAGAAGACAUUUCUUUUUGGUCUUAAGGUGUGGGUUUUAGUGGGGAUCUUUGUGGGGGUGUUUAUUGUGAUAAUUCUCUUGUUGAUGUCACUGUGUCUUACUUCACGGAAGAAAUCAAGAAGGGCUAAUAACAAAAUUCCCCUUAGCCAAAUUCCAGCUAUUUCGAAGGAAAUCAAAGAGGUAAGGGUUGAUCGAGUUUCUGCAGACAACUGUGGUCCUCAUGAUGGAGUUUUCCUUGCCCUUAAUGACAAAUUCAGUGAUAAAGAAUCAGAGAAGGUUUUGAUCCCCGCAAAAAAUGGGGAUAAUAGCAGUCAAUCUGGUUCCUUUAAUCAUGUGGAGAAAGAUGGUGUUGGGUCUCAAUCAGGAGAAGAAGUCGGUUCUGGGACCAUUAAUGUGCAUAGACCUUCUUCACAUCCUAUAACAGCCCCAUCACCUCUAAUUGGUUUGCCCGAGUUUUCUCACCUUGGUUGGGGCCAUUGGUUUACAUUAAGGGACCUGGAGCUUGCAACAAACCGGUUUUCGAAGGAAAAUGUCCUUGGUGAGGGUGGGUAUGGAAUUGUUUAUCGAGGCCAUCUGAUCAAUGGGACUCCCGUGGCUGUUAAGAAGCUCCUCAAUAAUUUAGGACAAGCAGAGAAGGAAUUUAGAGUGGAAGUUGAGGCUAUUGGUCAUGUGCGACAUAAAAACUUAGUUCGACUUCUGGGCUACUGCAUUGAAGGAACCCAUAGGCUGUUGGUAUAUGAAUACGUCAACAAUGGCAAUUUAGAGCAAUGGCUUCAUGGAGCGAUGCGUCAGCAUGGAUAUCUUACUUGGGAGGCCCGCAUGAAAAUUUUACUUGGCACUGCUAAGGCGCUCGCCUACUUGCAUGAAGCUAUUGAACCAAAAGUUGUGCAUCGAGAUAUCAAAUCCAGCAAUAUAUUGAUUGAUGAUGAAUUUAAUGCUAAGAUAUCUGACUUUGGUCUGGCCAAAUUACUCGGUGCAGGAAGGAGUCAUAUCACAACUAGAGUUAUGGGGACCUUUGGAUAUGUGGCUCCAGAAUAUGCCAAUUCUGGCCUUUUAAAUGAGAAGAGUGAUGUUUAUAGCUUUGGGGUUGUGCUCUUGGAAGCAAUCACUGGAAGAGAUCCAGUAGAUUACGGUCGACCUGCACAUGAGGUAAAUCUCGUUGAUUGGCUCAAGAUGAUGGUUGGCAGCAGGCGCUCAGAAGAAGUUGUAGACCCAAACAUUGAGACUAGGCCAUCAACAAGUGCCCUUAAAAGAGGCCUUUUGACUGCAUUAAGGUGUGUCGACCCAGAUGCUGACAAGAGACCAAAGAUGAGUCAAGUCGUUCGCAUGCUUGAAUCAGAGGAAUAUCCUAUACCACGAGAGGAUCGGAGGCGCAGAAGGAGUCAUGCAGGGAACAAUGAAGCAGAGUCCCAGAGGGAGAACUCUGAUACUGAUAGGAGUGAAAUUCCAGAUUCAAGGGCAGAGAAUAGAAGGAAACAUCGGACAUCAGCAAAGGGGGCAAACCAUUUAUAGGAUGAGGGCUAUGACUACAUAAGAUAAAGGGUAAUUUCCACAUUCUUUCGACUUUGAAAUUCUUGGGGCCUGCCUUACUUGCGAUCAAUGGGCAGGGGUCGAGCCAUUUAGGGAUAGAAUAUUUGUAUUUCGGUUUUGUAUUACCUACUUGUAGAUGUUGGAGAGAAAAUUAUUUUGUGUAUGAAAGUGGGGUUGGUUAUGAAACUCUCAAACCACUUGUGAUGUGUACAGAUCUAUGAAGUUUUUUUUUUUUCCUUUUCAUUUCCAGAAAUCCUUUUUGGGUUGAAGGUCUCUCUAGUACAUCAGAUUAUUGAUAAUUGCCCUUGCUGUGUAGAAAAAACCAAACAAGGAAAAAAAGAAUGAUCUUUGUGAAUGA
This is a messenger RNA of Vitis riparia (riverbank grape), 2729 nucleotides long. RefSeq names its product probable receptor-like protein kinase At5g18500. The transcript is spliced from 8 exons. NCBI's taxonomy places the organism in Eukaryota, Viridiplantae, Streptophyta, Magnoliopsida, Vitales, Vitaceae. Gene Ontology annotation, molecular function: ATP binding; protein kinase activity. Bases 779 to 2353 code for a protein of 524 amino acids. The record is from RefSeq and is a predicted model, not a curated record. Gene Ontology annotation, biological process: protein phosphorylation.